This is a messenger RNA of Salvia miltiorrhiza (redroot sage), 1255 nucleotides long. Its product is annotated as mitochondrial uncoupling protein 3. The record is from RefSeq and is a predicted model, not a curated record. The coding region runs from base 113 to 1015 and encodes 300 amino acids. Lineage: Eukaryota; Viridiplantae; Streptophyta; Magnoliopsida; Lamiales; Lamiaceae. The transcript has 2 exons. Gene Ontology annotation, biological process: response to cold; transmembrane transport.
UGGGUCUCGGUUUUGAGCCCACUUAUUUUUCCCAAUACCCAAGGCCCAAUAGCGCUAUCCGUGAAGUAAAAUCUGAACUCUCGUUACUCUCCCAUUGAAACAGCGCCGAGAGAUGGACGCCGGUGACCGUGGCGUGAAGAAGAUGGCGGUGACGUCAAUCGCGGCAAUGGUGGCGGAGACGACGACGUUCCCGAUCGACCUUAUCAAAACUCACCUCCAGCUCCACGGCGAGUCGGUGCAGUCUACGCGCCCAGCGUCGGCAUUCAGGAUCGCGCUCCAGAUAGCUCGCAACGACGGCCUUUUGGGGAUGUAUAGAGGCCUGUCUCCCGCUGUUUUCCGGCACAUGUUCUACACUCCUACUCGAAUUGUCGGCUACGAGCAUUUGCGCAACAAAUUUGGGCGAUCAUCCGAUCGUUCUCUUCCCCUUUAUAGCAAAGCAGUAAUCGGUGGAAUUUCUGGAGCUAUUGCUCAGGUCAUUGCUAGCCCUGCGGAUCUCAUCAAAGUAAGGAUGCAAGCAGAUGGUCUUAUUUCGGGCCAGGGUCUCCAGCCCCGGUAUUCUGGGCUUUUUGAUGCCCUAAACAAGAUUGUUCACGCUGAAGGAAUAUUAGGCCUCUGGAAAGGUGUUUCUGCAAAUGUGCAAAGAGCAUUUUUAGUAAAUAUGGGAGAAUUAGCUUGUUAUGAUCAUGCCAAACGGUUCAUAAUCAAAAACCAGAUCUGUGAUGACAAUAUUUAUGCUCACACUCUAUCUUCCAUCAUGUCCGGUCUUUCGGCGACUGCUUUGAGCUGUCCUGCAGAUGUGGUUAAGACUAGAAUGAUGAAUCAGGCUGCGUCGACGGAAGACAAGAUAAAGUAUAGAAACUCCUAUGAUUGCCUUGUGAAGACCAUAAGAAUUGAGGGGUUGAGAGCAUUGUGGAAGGGAUUCCUCCCAACAUGGGCCAGGCUUGGUCCUUGGCAGUUUGUAUUCUGGGUCUCCUAUGAGAAAUUCCGACAUGUUUCUGGGUUACAGUCCUUCUAACUAUGGAUUUUUCUCAUCAUUUUUUUCCCUUGUGCUCUUCUUUUGUGUUUCUGAUGAUUUAGUCAAGGACUGGUUGCUGCGUGAUUUUUUAUUUUUUGUGUUCCGAGACACUAAUACAUAUCAUUCUGGCUAAAAACCCACAAUUUUUUAUCUUCUGGGGUCACAAAAUGUAAAGAUAGCUAGCAUUGUGAAGCUGACUGAUAUAAGAGACUCUACAUGAUUAUCAUCUUCAAUUUUCUA